Molecule: messenger RNA, 1530 nt
Organism: Salvelinus namaycush (lake trout)
Lineage: Eukaryota; Metazoa; Chordata; Actinopteri; Salmoniformes; Salmonidae
Product: protein AF1q-like
Exons: 2
Coding region: 147-413 (88 amino acids)
Biological process (GO): positive regulation of mitochondrial depolarization; positive regulation of DNA-templated transcription; positive regulation of release of cytochrome c from mitochondria
Cellular component (GO): nucleoplasm; cytosol
Source: RefSeq, a predicted model, not a curated record
GAAAAAACUGGCUUGUGCGCGAGGAUUUUACAGCAUCGCCACAUAGCACGAGCGUGCCAUUGUUAUUACCGGUAUACAUCAGUGGAGCCUAUCCUGCGACAAACAGAGGACCUUGUCAGCCAAGAACCAUUUGUCAAGACAUAAAAAUGCUGGUGAAAUCAAACAGCGAGUAUGACUCCUUCCUCUACUGGAGACAGCCCAUCUCCGCCCCGGAUCUGUCCGAGCUGGAAGACCUGGGUGUGACCAAAAGCAAGCCAACCAAGAAGAGCAAGAAGGCCACCAAGAAACAGAAUGCCGCCCUAGCCAAGCAAAGGAAGCAGCAAGAGGCCGAAUUGUUAGAGUACACCACCUUCAACUACUGGAGAGAGCCUAUCCCCAGCAUCGACCUCCUCGACUUCAACCUGCUUCUGUGAGGACCAUCCCAUCUCAGCCUCCCAGUCAUAAGAACCUCCCUCUCCUCACACUCACCCUAUCUGAAUAACCAUGGCUUUUGUCAAGAUUCUGGUCCACCCAAGAAGAAGUACUGAAUCUGUAUUAGUCUGUACUGUGUUUUUUUGUAUAACCUCUUAAUAAUACUGAAAGGAUUAGGGGUAAAUGUUUUAACUUGCAGGUGACUGGCACUGUGAAUGACAGUAUAGGCACUUCUGCUUAGGUUUUCUCCACAUGCGGGCUACAUAACUCGAUUGGCUAAUGUCAACGAACAUAACUAGGUAGAAAUGGCAACAAGGUCAGCCUUUAAAUGAAUAUAAAUAGUUCCAUUGCAUACUGACUGCAAGGCUUCUGUCUCACAUUAAGGUCUUACACAUUCAUAAUUUGUGAGGUAACUUGAGUAUGCUACAUCAUAUUUUUGAACACUAACAAAUGCAAAGUGCUGCCUCAUUUGAACUUAAUGAAAAUUCUUUCCCUUGACCUAAAACAACCUUGAAGGGUAGGGCCAACCUGAGCCUUGGAGUUUUCGCGUGUAGUAUUAGUAGGAGAAAGUAAAGCAAAGCACCUCCACACAGAACAGAUAUUGUACAAGCACUUAGGGAGCCACAAACAUGACUGUCUUUUGCGCUUUGUAUUGGUUGCUUUGUGAUUUGUUUCAGGCACUGAACUGACUGGCUCAAACCCACCCAAUGAAUUUUAUUUAUUAAGUAUGCUGCUUUCAGGCUGCCCUGAGUAGGCCUCAACUGAGUGCAAUGACUGAGGGUAAAUGUUAGAUUCCACAAUGUAAGUUGUGCAAAUGCAGAGCUGGCCAACUGUUUUCUUUAUUUUCUGCAUAGACUACUGCAUUGUCCGAUGUUUAGUUUGAAUGUCAAGGAAAGAAUGGAUGGAAAUGUUUAAUGAAAAAAAGGGAAAUACAUGUUUUUAAUUGUCAAGACUGAUGUUGCAAGUGUUCCUGGAAGUACGGUAGUUCUAACUGGAUACUUGUAAUCAUAAAGCUAACUUUUUGUGAUAUUGUGCAAUGAGCAGUAAAUUCCCAAAUGUGACUCAUCAUACUUUGUCUUGACUUUUCUGAAAUAAAUGAAGAUAUCCUGUGCAUAUCAA